GACCAAAACAGGUUUUUGGGGUGGGCGUGAUAGUAAGGCUGUGGAGAGAAAAGAAGCAGCAAAUAGUUGAGAAGAGGUUGGAGGAGAUAGAGAAUCACAUACUUCUGUUCAGAAAUAUUUCAGUGCAGCUCCAAGAAAUGGAAGGACACAGAGGUGACAUGGAGAAGCAGAAGAAAACAAAAAAAUAGAGUUUUAAGAGAAACAGAGGUAUUUGGGAGAGAAGAGCUUUUCCUCUCUUUUCUCCUCCCCACAGCAAUCAGCCAAGCUGGAAAGAAGAGAUUGUCUCUGAACUUGGUGGUGUGUCUUGGCACAGAAGAUUGAUAGUAAAGAAGUAAACAGGGUUGUCAACUGUGCUAACAACAGGAGUAAAGGCUGCUUAGUGACAAGAAUGAGGACUCUUCCAGAGACCUAUGACCAGGAGCUGAAAACAGAUGCAAAGAACAAAAGAUGUCUUCAGGAGAAAAGCCUACUUCUGUGUACACUUCUCCUCAGUACUAUCCUUGGCUUUACACUGCUUAUCACCUACAUCAUGAUGACUUGUGGUCUAGGUAUAAUUUCUCUCCUUUUUACUUCCUGCCCAGGAUCCUGUGAUGUUGAGCCAGGUCUUACGCUGUUGGCCAGACUCCUGAAUUCUAGGAAUGACACUGUAGACCCCUGUACGGAUUUCUACAAAUAUGCCUGUGGCAGCUGGGAAAGCAAAUACUCAAGCAGAACCACAGAAGAAUCACUAAAUGUCUUUGAUGUGGUGUUGGAAGAAAAUCAGUUGAUCCUGAAAAGGCUUUUAGAGAGCCCACAGUUUGCAAUACGAGGCUCAGCUAAGGAGAAAGCAAUCCAGUUCUACCGCUCCUGCAUGGAUACCCAACAAAUAGAGUCCCAAGGAACUCAACCAUUGAAGGACCUCCUAAAUCAGGUUGGUGGAUGGAAUAUCACAAGUGUGGGGAAAGCAAAAGAUUUUAAUGAAACUCUUCAGACUAUCAUGGGCAGAUACAGCACCUUUCCCUUUUUCAGAGUCCAUGUGGGACCUAGUCCUCUUGACCUCAAGACCAAUAUUAUUCAGAUUGACCAUCCUGAAUUUGAGAUGCCACCUGAGAGUAAAUUAAAAGAGAAAAAUUAUCCUGAGGUUCUCCGUGUGUAUCUCUCAUAUUUGAAGAAACUGGGGGGGCUACUUGGAGUGCCAAAGGAUGGUCCCCCUGAUUCCUUUUCCCUUACCUUGUCCUUCAUCUCUAACCUCCAGCGAGUUGUCACCCCACUGCAGGAAAGACAGCAGAGGGGAAUGCUGUUCUUUCGAACUACCAUUAAGGAACUACAGGAAAAGGCACCUGCUAUUGACUGGUUGUCAUGUCUCCAGACUGUCUUCCAUCCUAUGCCAAUGAACCUCUCUCAGCCAAUUGCAGUGCAUGACAUGGAUUACUUAAGAGGCAUGUCACAGCUCAUUGAACAAUGGCAGAAAACACGGGUCCUUCACAUUUACAUGAUUGUUUGUCUGGUUGGGAAUCUCUCCCCAGCCCUUGACAGUCAGUUCCAAGAUGCACGCCUGGAGCUAUCUAAGAUCCUGUAUGGAAAAAUGGGAUCUAGAGUGAUCCCAGCUGAGCGCUGGAGGAAGUGCUUGACUGAUACCAGCUCUUUCUUUGAGCCAGUUCUAGGGCAGAUGAUUGUGCAAGAAAUUUUCCCUCAUCAGACCAAGAAACUUGCUGAGCAGAUGUUCUCUGAGAUCCAAGAUGCCCUCUAUGGCCAACUGGAUCAAUUGGAGUGGAUGGAUGAACAGACCCGCCAAGAAGCUAAAGUCUUGGUUUCUAAACUACAAGUGGAGAUUGGCUACCCAGCUUGGAUACUUCAGACUGCCAAAGUGAACCUGGAAUACCAGAAGUUGGAGAUAAAUGAAGACACUUUUUUCUUCAAUGUGGUGGCUUGCUUGAAAGUACUGAGGGAAAACUCCUACUUGAAACUCCUUCUGCACCACUCACAGGAUAACUGGUAUGUGUCCCCCUGGACUGUGCAUUCAUAUUACUCAAUCAGGCACCACAUGCUGGUCUUUCCUGCUGGAAUGUUCCGUAGCCCCUUUUUCCACAUGGAAUUUCCCAGUGCUGUGAACUUUGGUGCCAUCGGGGUCUUCAUGGCCCAUGAACUUCUUCACACAUUCUAUGGCUAUGUGCUGCCUGGGGGCUGUCCUACAUGUAACAGGAGCACACUGCAGAAAUCUAUAGACUGCUUGGUUGAACAGUAUGAAAGCUAUAGCUUUAAGGUCAACGGUACUUUCACACUGUUGGAGAAUACAGCUGACACUGGAGGGCUUACCAUUGCUUACCAGGCCUAUAAGAAUUGGCUGAAAAAGCACAAAGAAGAGAAGGAUUUAUCUAAGAUUGGACUUUCACAUGACCAACUUUUCUACCUCAGUUUUGCUCAUGCAAUGUGUGGACACCAGGAUCCUGAGAAACUAGAGUCUUCCCUGAACACAGAUCCUCAUAGUCCUUUGCCACUUCGUGUUUGUGGACCUGUCAGCAAUAGCCAGGACUUUGCCAAGCACUUCCGUUGUUCCAGUGGAUCACCAAUGAACCCAGAUAAGAAGUGCCACAUCUGGUAAUCUGCAUGGAAAGGGAGGAAGAGACAUGACCCCAGGGAGAGGAAGGCCUGAUCCAAGAAAAUAUGACCAUCUCAGGGCCCCUAGGGUGACAUGAUGCUCUUAUUCACUCCUCUACCUUCCUUUUCUUGUUAUGCUUUCCUCAGCAGCUGAUGGCAGCAAAAUUCUGAAGCUGAGCACAAAAGGGUUUCUCCUACUGCUCUCAGCACUCUGUCUCAAAUGUGACAUCUCUAGAGUUUAGCAAGUCCCAAGGCAGCAAGUUGACUAGCCAGUCUCUAGAAAGCAACAGCUUCUGAAGGCUUGUAAACAGAAGGAUUGUUACAGCACUCUGUUCUGUGCAUUUCUCUGUGUGCUCCAGAAGCCUCACAGUCAUGGUCAACGAACAGGGCAAUACGCUGGAGCUCUAAGACUUGUUAAUGUAAGACUGGCUUUUAGGGAAAUCCUGUGAGUUACUAUUCCAACCACACAGACCAGAGAGAGAAGGAUCCUUUUCUCUCCUGCUGAUAAAUGGAAACAGGGACUAGGAUCCAGCUAAAAUCCAUCUGAAAGAUAAGUCAAUAAUGAAAGUAACUGAAGGCAUUCCCAGUUCUGGUUUUGCUUCAUCAGCAAAACUCCUAAGAGAGAAAAGGGGCAAGUGCUAGGUGGAUUGAGAGCUGAGAACAAAUUCUCUUUCUUCUUUUUUUUCCAAAAAGAUUCUCUUUUUUAGUCUCUAUUUAGGGCUAAUGGUGGAGUAUGGGACAGUCACAAGGGUUUCUAGAAGUCUCUGAAGACUGAACAGUUAGGAGCUGCUUGAAAGAGUUCAGCGCAGAGCCAUGAAGAUGAUUAAAGGAGUGGAGCAUCUCCCUUACGAUGAAAGGCUGAAGGAGCUGGGGCUCUUUAGCUUGGAGGAGAUUGAGGAGUGGCCUCAUUAAUGUUUACAAACACAUAAAGAGUGGGUGUCAGGAGGAUAGAGCCAGGCUGUUCUUAAUGAUGUCCAAUGAUAGGACAAGGGACAAUGGGUUCAAGCUGGAACAUAAGAGGUUCCAAAGAAACAUAAGGAAAAGCUUCUUCACUGUGAGGGUGAUGGAGCACUGGAACAGGCUGCCCAGAUGGGUUGUUGAGUCUCCUUCUCUGGAAACACUCAAAACCCACUUGGAUGAGUUCCUGUGUGGCCUGUUCUGGCAGGGGGUUUGGACUAGAUGAUUUUUCAAGGGGCCUUCCAACCCUUAAGAUUCAGUGAGUCUAUAAUCCUAAGAACUUCUCUGGAUCCUGAACCUGUUUUUGUCAUCCCUAAAAGUUCUCUCAUCUCUAUAUUUGUAAAUAUUUAUAAUUCAUACAGAGGAGUAGUGCUGCUGUAGAAUUUUACUUUCUACUUGAAAUAGAAUUUUAUAUGUUCAUUUACUUUAGAGGAGAAAGAGAGUAUGAAGUAAUAUAUUUUAGGGUAGGAAGAGAAGAGCUUACAGCACAUUCUCAAGAGUAACCUACUAAUUAAUAUCAAUUUCAGGUUCUGAUAAUUAGAAAAUGUAUAUCAAUGUUCUAAAAAUUACCAAAGUUAAUAAGUAUAGAAAAUACUCCUACUUUUUGCAUACUCUUCAAACUGUUGAUUAAAGGAGCGUUUUUAUUUUACUUAUCAUAUUGACUGCCUGAGGAUUGUUUGUGGUGAUGGCACAUGGAAAAGGUGAUGGCAGAUGGAAACAUUCCCUAACAAUGCAAGCUUGUAAAAAUUGUGAAAAUCUUAGUUAAUUGUGUUAAUCCUUUCUAAGUACUGUCCAAUGCAGUAAAAUAUUUUACAAGAACAGACUAUUCAGAGAUUUUUAUUUCACUAAUUAACUAAAAUAUUAAUAAAGUAUUUGCUUCAGGGAAAACAAUUACUCUGCAAACUCAUUUGCAAGUCCUGUUUCUUUGACCUGCAUUUGUGCUGUUUCCAGUAUGACUGGAGUUCUUACCUGAACUUCCCAAGUAAUAAAUAAUAAUACCUCAUAAUAAAAA
This is a messenger RNA of Colius striatus (speckled mousebird), 4546 nucleotides long. It is a transcript of the gene KEL, whose product is annotated as Kell metallo-endopeptidase (Kell blood group). Bases 389 to 2581 code for a protein of 730 amino acids. NCBI's taxonomy places the organism in Eukaryota, Metazoa, Chordata, Aves, Coliiformes, Coliidae. The record is from RefSeq and is a predicted model, not a curated record. Gene Ontology annotation, cellular component: plasma membrane. The transcript has 19 exons. Gene Ontology annotation, biological process: protein processing. Gene Ontology annotation, molecular function: metalloendopeptidase activity.